AUGAAGCGCCGGCGUUUGCUAUAUAAGCAGCCUCUUCCUGCCGCGCCGUCGAGUGAUGAGCUUGGGCAGGUGAGAACGCUUGUGAGAGACAAGUGGGUUGCCUCCUACCUUGCCGAGCAUGGACGUGGGGGUCAGGAUGCACGUGCUGCGGCCAAACGAGAGUUCACCUCAGCCGCCAACAAGCGUCAGAUGCUGAGUUCCAUGCUGGAGUCUGGGCAGGUACCACCCCGGCUUCAUGCAGCAGCCACCCGUCUAAUCAUGGCUUGGACAUCUGAGACGCCCCUCCGUGGCCCACAUGAGGUGGAGGAGGGUGUCAUGAGUUCGUACCGUGGCAGUGGGACUAUGUUUCGGUAUUCAGGGUCGUGGAGCCGUGUGGACGAUGCCGCAAUGUCGGCGGUGCUGGUUGCGAAGGGUCACAAUGGCAUUUCUGAGGUAUGCAGUCGCCUCAAGUGUCACCCCUAUGUGCAAGGAUUGUGGGACGAGUUCUCGGCCUUCAGGCAGCAGCUGGUGUCAAGCACACCUAUCACGCGCUGGACUGCAGCCAUGGAGCUACAUGUGGAAGCUUCGCUUGCGGCCAACCCUCCCAUUCCAUCGGUACACAUACAUUUUAUGUUUGAUGCCAUUGGCAAGACCAUCUCAUUUCGAAAUGAGCCUGGAUUGAAGUUUCGCAACUCGCAGCCGUACAGGUCGCUUGCAGCACCAGUCGCCCGCGGACGGGCUUGCAAACGAGCCUAUGAUCAGGGGCACUUUUACUUGACUCCGCUCAAGACAGGUGCCAUACUCCAUGCCACAAAUGCACCACCGUUCAAGUCCUAUGCAGUGUCUCCAGAAUGGAUCACAAGCAUGUGGCAAGGGGAUAAAUUGUCUCCGGAAUCGGCCAAGGAACUCUAUCUCAAGUGCAAAAAGCACGUCAAACAGUAUUGUGACAAUGUCACAUCACAGGUCCAGAUGACCCAGCAGAGCAACUUGCAGGAACGCCAGGCUGCAGCACAGGCAGCCUUGCUCCGCAUGCAUCGUGGAUGCUUUCAGACGACGCUUCUUGGUGCUGGACGGACCCACGAAGCUCGGCAAGACACUCUGGAGUUGAAUUGUGCAUCGUCCAUGGAACCCAAUUUGCGGGACUUCAACAAUGAUGUUCAUCGCGCGAUCGUGUUUGAUGAGGCAUCUUGUGCCAUGGUUCUCCGGCACAAGAAGCUUUUCCAGGGUGGUGUGCAACCACUGGAACUGGCCAGCUCCAACACGAAUUGCUACUCUUACAAGGUUUGGGUCUAUGGCACGAUGAUGAUCGUCACAAGCAACACCUGGACUGCAGAGUUGCAUGAGCUGUCACCUGAGGACGCAUCAUGGCUGCGUUCCAAUUCG
Symbiodinium sp. CCMP2592 is the source of this 1362-nucleotide messenger RNA. The record is from the annotation of a GenBank genome assembly. Lineage: Eukaryota; Dinophyceae; Suessiales; Symbiodiniaceae.